Dicrocoelium dendriticum is the source of this 1262-nucleotide messenger RNA. Lineage: Eukaryota; Metazoa; Platyhelminthes; Trematoda; Plagiorchiida; Dicrocoeliidae. The record is from the annotation of a GenBank genome assembly.
CAUGAUCUGUUCCUUAUCCCACUCCGAGAUUUUUGCAUUACACCUCAUGUAAUUGAAUGACCGGAUGUUAUUGCGUCGUUGUUCAUGCUGGGGCCGGCUAUCAUGCAAGGGCUAAAGAAGAGUCAUACAAUGUUCUCUGUUCAGAAGCGUGCAAGGCAUCCAUCGAGAUUCUUUCGAAAGGAGGCAGUGCUGUCGAUGGCGCUGCUGCGGCAGUAGCGUAUUUGGAAGACAAUGACCUCACCAAUUCUGGAUUUGGCAGUAACCUCACGUUAAAUGGACAUGUCGAGUGUGAUUCUGGCAUGAUGUGCGGGACAUCUUUACGGUUUGCAGGCGCUGGUGCGAUGCCGGGUAUCCGUAAUCCGAUAAUGAUCGCCAAGCUCAUGCUACUCGAGCAGAUCCGUUCCCCAAUGUGUGAUAUCGGUCGUGUUUCUCCAAGUAUACUCUGUGGGAGAGGAGCCAUUGAAUGGGCUGCGAACAAAUCCCCUGCCCUUGUGCAGCAUCACGACCUUGUUUCCCAUCGCGCAUAUUCUGAUUGGAAAAAGUUCCGCAGUCUUUUCGACUGUUCUAAAUCGGAUGUUCCUGAUUGCAUUCCUCAUCAGCCAAAAAGAAUUCGUGCAUCCCAUAUGGACACCGUCGGUGCUGUGUGCUUCGAUGUUGAUGGCAAUGUUGCAUCUGCCGUCUCGAGCGGCGGCAUUGCUCUGAAACAUGAGGGACGCAUUGGCCAGUCAAGCAUUUAUGGAUGCGGUUGUUGGGCCGAACAAAGUCCUUGUUCAGGUAAGGUAGGCGUGGUCACUUCUGGUACCGGUGAACAGCUGAUUCGUACUCAGCUAGCUCAGCGUUCAGCAGAAAGUUUAUUGAACUCUACACAUUCGACUAUCCCGGAUAUUUUGACUUCAACACUGAAGCGAGAUUUUUUAGACUCAAGGUUCCUCAUUUCCGACAAACAGCGUUACGCAGGCGUUGCGGGGCUGUUUUGUCCUGAUAAUAGCAAGACUAUUGAAGUUUUCUUUGCACACACUACCCAAUCGAUGAGUGUUGGCUAUUUCGUUGACCGCGCCAUGACCAGUCCGAUGACGUACGUUUCCCGGCGAUCGAUGAACAGGCCAAUGAGAGUCGAUGCCUUUGCUCAUCGUAUUCACGCGGACUAAAGUGCGUACUUGUUCCACUCUUCCUCGUUGAUGCGUGAUUUUUUGGUUCCAACUGAUUCAUCAGACCUUACUGUAUAAGGUGGAGAUGUUUCGUUUGCAACCUGUUUUCCCCUG